GCGCGCGUGGGAUCCACACACACACGUUGUAGCUCGAUAUCUAGAAAACUAUUUAACAGACCAGAAGCAGACAUACAUACAGAGAAACAGGGGGAAAAAAGAUGAGGAUGUUUCCGAAGUUCAAAUCGCUUUCUAGAGCAGUGCACGAGGAACGAGAUAGUGAGCAGGAGAAGAAAGCGUACCCGAGAACCGAAGGAACUCCAUGCUCAUCGCUAACAGUCUGGAGGAAGUCACUUGUAAUUAGUUGUGAAGGAUUCACGGUGAUCGAUUCUGAUGGAAAUUUGGUGUAUCGGGUCGAUAACUAUAUCGAGCGCCCAGAGGAAGUCGUUCUCAUGGACGGCGCCGGAAAAUCUGUCCUCACCAUGCGCCGCCGUAGGAAACUCGGACUUGGAGAUUGCUGGUUUAUAUACGAAGGGGAAGUGGGCGACUGCCGUUUGAGGAAUGGAUCGGCGGAGAGUCCGAUUUUCCGUGUGAGGAGGCGUGUGAAUAUUUUACAGGGUAAUCCCAACGUUCAGGCGACUGUAUACCGUGGGACUUCAGAUAAACGACACGCGUUUUCAAUUGAAGGUUCUUAUGCACGCAGGACAUGUAAGGUGUUGGAUGAGUCGAAGGAGGUCGUUGCUGAGAUUAAGAGGAAGGAAGCCAGUAGCAAAAACGUGUCGUUUGGAAUAGAUGUUUUUCAGUUGAUUGUACAGCCGGGUUUUGAUGCUGGGUUUGCCAUGGCUCUCGUUUUACUCCUUGAUCAAAUGUUUUCAUGACACUUUGCUUGUUUUCCCGUUAGCCACCAAUCAUACUAUGUGCAUGAAUAUUUUGAGAAGGAGUAAUACAAUUCGAGAUUGGUCUCUUGUCAUGA
Molecule: messenger RNA, 853 nt
Organism: Prosopis cineraria
Lineage: Eukaryota; Viridiplantae; Streptophyta; Magnoliopsida; Fabales; Fabaceae
Product: protein LURP-one-related 17
Exons: 2
Coding region: 102-758 (218 amino acids)
Source: RefSeq, a predicted model, not a curated record